AUGAGUUCGACCACAACUAGAGUGAGCAUGUCUUCAUUGUCCAUUGUAUCUAGUAGCACUCAUAGUACUACUGCUGAUUCUACGGGUACCAGUGCUAAUGGAACCACUCAACAAGGUUGCGUUACGAUGUACAGUCAAUGUGGUGGAAUCGGAUGGACCGGUCCGACUACAUGUUGUGCAGGAUCAACUUGUACUCUGAACAAUGCAUACUACUCACAGUGUUUACCAACAGCAGGUUCGUCCUCGUCUUCUAUUUCUACAAGCAGUACCGUUCGUUCAAGCACGGCGUCGUCUGUCAAUGCCAGUGUAGCUGGUGUGACUACUCGCUAUUGGGACUGUUGCAAAGCAAGUUGUGCCUGGCCGGGCAAAGCCCAAGUUACAAAUCAUGUAAAAACGUGUGCUUCAGAUGGUGUCACUGUCAUCGAUCCAAAUGUGCAAUCAGGGUGUAACGGUGGCAACGCUUAUAUGUGUAAUAAUCAACAACCAUGGAGUGUUAAUGCUACUCUAGCCUACGGCUAUGCCGCUGCCAAUAUAGCUGGUCUAUCGGAGGCUACAUGGUGUUGUGCUUGCUAUUCACUGCAGUUCACAUCAGGUCCAGUAAUUGGCAAGCAGCUCGUCGUUCAAGUAACAAACACUGGCGGUGAUCUGGGCAACAAUCAUUUUGAUCUUCAAAUGCCUGGUGGCGGAGUAGGUAUUUUCAACGGAUGUAUAAGCCAGUUUCCAGGUAGCUAUAGUUGGGGUACACAGUAUGGCGGUGUUAGGCAGCGAUCAGAUUGUGCAAAACUACCGGCGGUGAUUCAAGCAGGUUGCUAUUGGCGUUUCGAUUGGUUCAUGAAUGCUGAUAAUCCGACAAUGAUCUUUCGCCAAGUACCGUGCCCAACUGCUCUUACUUCAAACACUCAAUGUAUUCGAAAUUGA
Molecule: messenger RNA, 918 nt
Organism: Rotaria sp. Silwood2
Lineage: Eukaryota; Metazoa; Rotifera; Eurotatoria; Philodinida; Philodinidae
Source: the annotation of a GenBank genome assembly